This is a messenger RNA of Mycosarcoma maydis (corn smut), 1071 nucleotides long. RefSeq lists its product as uncharacterized. Lineage: Eukaryota; Fungi; Basidiomycota; Ustilaginomycetes; Ustilaginales. Gene Ontology annotation, biological process: regulation of pentose-phosphate shunt; positive regulation of DNA repair; fructose 2,6-bisphosphate metabolic process. Gene Ontology annotation, cellular component: cytosol. The transcript has a single exon. Gene Ontology annotation, molecular function: fructose-2,6-bisphosphate 2-phosphatase activity. The record is from RefSeq and is a predicted model, not a curated record. The coding region runs from base 1 to 1071 and encodes 356 amino acids.
AUGACGUCCUCACCGCCACCAACGCCACCGAUGAAACUUCGAGUACUUAUCGUUCGACAUGGUGAAACACGCGAAAAUGUAGAGCGCAUCAUCCAAGGCCAGCUCGAUACCGAUCUCAACUCUCGCGGGCGUCAGCAAGCCGACAUCACCGGUCAGUUUCUCAGCAAAACGCAUAUCGACCGUAUCAUUGCAUCACCCCUCAAGCGCGCUGCUGACACGGCGAGAGCGAUUCACAAGUAUCAGAACCUGUCCCGGCCAACCAAGCUCGAAUUGGAAUUGGACGAUCGGCUCAAAGAGAGGGCGUUUGGUGUCUUGGAGGGAAAAGUUUACACAGGUGGCGCCAAAAAGUCGGAAGAUACGCAAGGCAUCGAACGUAUGGAACCGUUCUCGGAAAGGCUAGCGAGCUUCUGGAAUGACCUCGUCACACGAACGGCGCCAGACCAUGCCUCCGAAUCGCAAGAACGGAUAGAGACAGUAGUGCUCGUCUCGCACGGCGCAGCCAUCAGCGCAUUGAUGAAUCAGGUGCUUGUCCCCGGUCGAUACUGUAUCGUGCCUACCAAUAUUACUCCGUCGCGAUUUUGGAAUUGCUCCAUCACCGAGCUACUCGUUCCCGUGAUUGCCACCUCGGCUGCCUCCACCUCAAGCGUACCAGCGGGUCACCUCUCGCGCAAAACACACUGGUCGGUUCGUCCAAUUCACCUAGGCGUUCAAGGCUCACAAUAUCUUCUCGACCACGAGUUACAAAAAAAGCUGCUCGCCAACGCAAAGUCCCACCCCGCUUCGAUGCCGGCACAAGCGGUAGCCGAACUAGAAGCUAUCAUCACAAAGACGCAGCAAGAGUUCGAGCGUGAUCGACAAGGAAAGCAGCAGCUUGAACAGGAUACCAUCAAAGCCCCCGACGGUACUACAGUGAUCAACGAUAUCGGUUAUGGCAACGCCAUAGGCCUUGUCCGACAAUGGUCCAACAUUGACCACCUCAAAGAGUUGGACGGAGCGGUGCAGCCGACCAACCAUAGCGGCGAGGCUUCGGAAAGUAAGCCCAACGUCAACGUUGACGAACUCAUAAAAUAG